This is a messenger RNA of Lepidothrix coronata (blue-crowned manakin), 4396 nucleotides long. RefSeq names its product mitochondrial ribosomal protein S27 (gene MRPS27). The record is from RefSeq and is a predicted model, not a curated record. The coding region runs from base 29 to 1114 and encodes 361 amino acids. The transcript is spliced from 11 exons. Gene Ontology annotation, molecular function: protein binding. NCBI's taxonomy places the organism in Eukaryota, Metazoa, Chordata, Aves, Passeriformes, Pipridae. Gene Ontology annotation, cellular component: mitochondrion.
GCCGCCCACCUCCUCCGGCCUCGGCACCAUGGCCGCCCCCGUGCUCCGGCGCGCCCUGCUCCGCAGCGGGAGGGCCCUCGGCGCGGGCCCAGGUAGAAGAUCUCUUCUUUCUGCGGCCUAUGUGGAUAGCUCAAAAUGGGAAAAGAGACAAAAAGAGGAGCACAACCUGGCUGACUUGGCCCACUUAAUGGACAGAACCUAUGAAAGAAAGCUACCUGUCAGCUCUUUGACAAUAGCCCGGUUUGUUGACAACAUUUCUUCACGAGAAGAAGUGGAUCAAGCUGAAUACUACCUUUACAAGUUUCGUCAUAGUCCAAAUUGCUGGUACUUGAGAGACUGGACCAUCCACAGCUGGAUCAGACAGUGUUUGAAAUAUGGUGCUCAAGACAAAGCCUUAUACACAUUAAAAAACAAAGUUCAGUAUGGAAUUUUUCCAGAUAAUUUUACAUUCAAUAUUUUGUUGGAUUAUUUUAUAAAGCAGAAGAAAUAUGAAGAUGCUAUGUCAGUAGUAACAGAGAUCAUGCUCCAAGAAAGUUUUGAUGAAUUUUCAACACAGCUUCUUUCUCUCUAUAUUUUAUACCAGUAUCUGGCAACCAAGUCUGAUCAUGCGUGGGAAGAGGAGAGAAAUCUUGGAGCAUCACUAGUGCUUGCGAGUCUAAAGCAAAAUAGCACUGUGGGUUUCAGCUCCCAGCUGUAUGGCUAUGCAUUCCUUGGAAAAGUGGAGUUGAAUAAGGGACUAAGAGCUGUAUACAAUCUAAUGCCACUGAUGUGGACACCUGGAUAUUUGAAUAGAGCCUUGCAAGUGAUGGAGAUUGUGGCUUCAUUGUCAGGAGACAGCAAAAUCUGCAAAGAAGCUAUUGAUGCCCUGGAGACCAUUUUACAGUCUGUCCUUGAAGCCAAACCUGGUCCAGAUUCUGCUGAAGAAGUCAAGGGAUUAGAGCAGAAGUCACAGAGUGCAGAAUCAGAAGAAACAGAGCAAUCUAAAGCACCUGAGUACUACAGUCGAUUCAAAUUUCAGGAGCAGUACUCAUCUCAUAGCCCAUCAGUUUCCCUUGCUGCUGUCACCUGGACGGCUGUGACCUUGCACAGUUGUUCUGGAUACAGACUGUUCUGAAGAAAUUUCAGAAGUUAAAAGACAAGUAUCCUAUGGUUUCACCUCACACACACAGACUUUUCCUUUCUUUAAUUUUUAUUUACACAACUUUGCCACUAAUCUUUAGAUAUUAAACUUGCUUUGUAGGCAGUUAGAACUUUUUAAUUAAAGUAUUUGGAAAUCAGUGAGUGUUCAGCAUGUGGUAAUUAAUGCCUGGAUGAAUUACAGUGAAUUAGGUAAACACAAGUGCCCUUUGAAAGAGGGAGUGAGACAUUUUUAUGUGUCUCUCAUUGCCUAUCCAUUGUCUAACCUUGAAGAAAAUAAUGCAGAGUGCUCGAAACAAGGCCUAAAUAUCAAAUUGGGGACAGGCUAGUGCCAAGAGGGUAGUUUUAUUCUCACCUCAACCUUUCCACAAGUUCCAUAAUUAAUCCCCUUUCAGGCAUUCACUGGUGUGGCAGUGAGUGCCCUGACUUUGGGCCAAAAAAUUACAGACCCACUGCUUAACUCCUAAGGUCUCACCAGGUCUGCAUAUGAGAAAGACAUAGCCCUCAUGUGGAGUCUAAGCAUCCAACAGUAAUUAUAUGUCCAUAAGCCACACUUUCAGGUUUUCUGAAUGAGAAAAGGGGCUCUCAAGUCAGAAUGCCAUUUCAGCCAAGCCUGAAAGAGUUCUGAGACUCUCCUCUCAAAUCCAUCAGGACAGCAGUAGUCACUCUUCCCAGCUUAAUCCUGGACGCUUACAGGUGUCAUUCACAGGGUAGAGUAGUGCACUAGAAAUCCAUACAAGUGUGAGGGAAGGUGGCAGCUCUGAAGCAACCUGGUGCUGUGUGCAUUCACAGCUGCUGUCCCAGGACAGAUCACCUGCUCUUCUGUGUAACCCCAGCAAAGGAUUUGAACUUCUGCUGCUGAAAACAAUUCAGUUGCACUUUGUUUAGCCCUGCGUUAGCCAGCAUAUCCCAGUCUUUCUCCUUGAACUCAAAACCAGUUGCUUCUGCCUCCUGCAUGCCCAGUUCUCUUUCACAAAUCAUACACCUCAGAAUACAAGGAAAAGCAUAUGGAUUUGCUCCAGAUACACACAUACUCCUCCAUUAUAUUCCAUGGAAUGGACUCAGUGUCUCAUACCAACCUUCAGAACAUUUGUGGAAGUACCUAAAAAAGCCAUGGCAGCCUAACAGAUACGGAUACAUGUCCUUCACUUCCAUGGAAACAAACAGAACUUGAGGGCAUUUGGCUCUUUCUAGAUAAAGCCUUUAGAGCUGUAAUCUAGACACUGACACUGUCAUUUGUGUUGUAAUUACCCAUUUUUGGAUCCCAUAUGCUGAGACUACUCAGUACAAUGCUCCUCAGGCAAUUGCUUCCAUCUGUGAAUGAUCAGUGGGCAAACAUUUCAUCACAUAAAUGCUGGGAACACCUCCCCUAACUGUGUGCAUGCAGAGCCCUGGAGACUGCUUAUGAAAAUCAAUGAUUUAGCCAUUUAAGAAUGUGCCCUUUUGGUACCUGCAGGACAUACAGCCUUCUGCUUUCCUAAAUUAGUUUUACUGAUAUAUCACAGAAGAGCAAUGAAUAUUCCAGAAGUUCAGUGAUACCAGUAAUGGCUUAGGAGACAAGAUCUGCUAGUUUCCAGGUUGCCUUUCUGUAGUUCAAUUUCAUACUGUUCAAGUUCAGUGCAUAAAGCCCCUUUUCAGCACAUCCUUGGUAGAGUCUAAUAGUAAGAAUCUGAAGGAUGUAAACCAAUUACAUUUAAAAUGUAUAUCUAGUCCGUAAACAUGAGCAUAAUUGUCAAGUUCCUUCCCCAAACCCAAGCUGUACUGUCUCCUCACUUUUCUCCCUGAUGCCUUGUAUACUUACUUACUGAUACCUCAAACAAAAUAGAGACUAAUACACCUGAAUAAGUUUAUUCAAUUUGGUUUUAGUCCAUUAGCGUUGAAGACAUUGGCUUUGUUUUUAUUCUGUAUCAUAAACUUAAAAACCCCUCAGACCUGCAUGUCUAGCAUUUUAAAGAGUCUUUAAUCUGCUCUCUGUCCAGUUCAAACCUUCAGGGGCCUAAUAAAACACAACAAAGCCUGCAGUUGUGCUGGCUAAGGGAGAGAGAACUGGAGAGGCCUCAGAAGGGAUGUAGUAGUUUCCUCCCUAAGAACAAGGCAGAGCCUCCAGCCAGGAGCUGAGAAGAAGUGCCUUUGCAAAUUAUUGCCAGCAUGGGCUCAGGUAAAAGGAACACUGUGGGCCAGCAGCACAAUGCAUAGGCUUUCAGUUAUAGCUGGAAGUCUGGGUAUCUGCAUCGCUCUAGAACUGCCAUUUUGUUUGGAGGUGAAUGAUUCCCACAUCUUCUUUCCAUUAUCCUUCAAUGCAAAACAAGAAGUUUUAUACAAAUGAAAGAAGUAUGGAUGUACCUUUCUUUAGAACGCAUGCUUACUUAAAACAUUUCUGCAAGUGCUGGGCUCAGUAAAGUCUUUUGUUUAAAAGAACAGUCAGGAAAAUAUGUAUAAUGAGUGAACAAGGGAUACAGAAUCUUCCAGUGCAAUGUCAUCUCCUCUUUGGUUGUGUAUCUGCACUUUUAAGGCAAUUAAUCAAAGUGUUAGUUAACCAUCAGGCUAAAGAUUCCAGAAAGCCAGAAACAGUAUCACUGGAUGAUUCAUCAUCCUAAGUGAAUUAACAUAUGCUGCAUGAAAUCUAGAUAAGUAAAGCUUGAGAAAGAAAAACUGCAGUUUCUUACUGAGUUACUCUGCUCUUAGUUUCAGUGUAGAAUAUCCCUGAAAAAAAUAUCACUUAACAGUGUUGUGUAGUCUAUGUAAGCGUAGUCACUCUUUGGAUCACAGUAACUUAGGAAGAAGAACCGUGGGAGUUACUUAGUAUGCUGUUAAAACAUUUGAAAUUACUUGUAUCUGUUGAGAGGGAUGCUGAUGCAGGCAGUGUGGAUCAAAUUUUCGGGCUGGUUUUGAGGUAAGACACAAAACCAAAGUGUUUAGAUUAUAUUUGUUAUGGUUGACUGGUCAGCUGAUCUUUGUUAAUAUCAAAUAAAUGAACUUGGAAAAAGAAGACGUUUUCAGUGGUUAAUGAAACUAAAAGUUCAUUGGUUUAGUUUUGUUGUUCAAAAAAUAAUAUUCUUGAUAUUAGCAUUUCAAGAAAUGGUACCAAUUACCACAGUUCAAACACUUUGAUGUGAUAGUUACCAGGCCUGUAUAGCCCAGAUGAUGAUAAUAAUAAUAAUAAUAAUAAUAAUAAUAAUAAAUAAUGCUGCAAACAGUUAUAGGGAAGUAUUUCAUGGCUGAUUAUUUUGUGAUUGACUGGCUCUUUCCUUCACUCCCU